UCUGUUUUGGAAAACCUGAGGCUAGCUGUACGGUCUCAGCUUGGAUUUACUUCAAUCAGACUUCCUAUGGCAGGCAGAUCCAGCAACAUCUGGAAUCGUAUUUUUAAUUUUGCAAGAUCACGCCAUUCAGGGUCAUUGGCUCUGGUCUCAGCAGAUGGGGAUGAGGUUGCCCCUAGUCAGAGUACCAACAGAGAACCUGAAAGAAAUCAUACUCACAGAAGUUUGUUUUCUGUGGAAUCUGACGACACAGACACAGAAAAUGAGAGAAGAGAUACGGUAGGAGCAUCUGGCGGGGUUGCAGCUCCUUUGCCUCAAAAAAUCCCUCCCACAACAGCGGUAGAAGCAACAAUGGGAGCAAGUGGAAGUUCCUCCACUCAGAAUACCCGAGGUGGUCACACAGAAACCGGACGGGAUGUGACAAGUGCGGAACCCCCAAGUGUGAGUCCGGCGCGUCACCAGCUCACAAGUGCGCUAAGUCGUAUGACUCAGGGGCUACGUUGGGUACGUUUUACAUUAGGGCGAUCAAGCUCCGUAAGUCAGAACCAGAGCCCUUUGAGACAACUUGAUAAUGGGGUAAAUGGAAGAGAAGAAGAUGAUGAUGUCGAAAUGCUGAUUCCAUUUUCUGAAGGAGCUUCAGACUUUGACGCGAAUGACUGUUCCAGACCUCUUCUUGAUCUUGCCUCCGAUCAAGGGCAAAGGUUCAGACAACCAUAUAGUGCAGCAGACCCUGGAGUAAGACCAAGUAAUCGCGAUGGCCCCUGUGAGCGCUGCGGUAUUGUCCACACUGCCCAGAUACCAGACUCUUGCUUAGAAGCAAUGCUGAAAAAUGAAACGAGUGAUGAUGAAGCUUUGUUACUUUGUUAGGUACAAGAAUCCCGUCAGGGAGAUUGGAUACAAGUUGGAGCAAUAUCCAUUCAUUGUUUUGGAACUUUACAAUUAAACUAGUUUUAAUUUAAAAAGAAAAAAGAUGCAGGGUGAUUUCUUACUAUCAUAUGUUAGCCUGCAUGCUUAAAUUAAACACCUGUAACUCUAUAAACUUUAGAGUUUACUAUUUUAGCAGCUAAAAAUACAUUAUGUAUUCAGAUUGUUCAAUAAUGUUCUUCCAUUUGUUUCUAAUUGUUUUCAUCCUGGUACUGUAGUUCGCAGUAGAGAUAUGGCUGCAGAAACUCAUUUGACUGUCAGUUUCUAUCUAUCCUAUGUUAAAACGUUUCUUUGUUCAAAAUAAUACCUUCUUUUAAUUGAACCCUUUAUGCUUUUGCCAAUACAUCUUGUAACUUAAUAUACUAGAUGUUAAGGUUGUUAAUAUAAAAAGAGAAAAAGUCCUUAUUCUCACCUGUUUUUAUUUGUAUAACAUCUGUCUAAACAUUAUUAGAUUU
Molecule: messenger RNA, 1376 nt
Organism: Balaenoptera acutorostrata (minke whale)
Lineage: Eukaryota; Metazoa; Chordata; Mammalia; Artiodactyla; Balaenopteridae
Product: low-density lipoprotein receptor-related protein 12-like
Exons: 1
Coding region: 67-864 (265 amino acids)
Source: RefSeq, a predicted model, not a curated record